Molecule: messenger RNA, 1536 nt
Organism: Oenanthe melanoleuca
Lineage: Eukaryota; Metazoa; Chordata; Aves; Passeriformes; Muscicapidae
Product: nephrocan-like
Exons: 3
Coding region: 1-1536 (511 amino acids)
Cellular component (GO): extracellular matrix
Molecular function (GO): protein binding
Source: RefSeq, a predicted model, not a curated record
AUGUAUUUGUCUUACAUUUUAGUUGCCUUGUCUUUUCACAGUGCUCUAAGUACCUCUUGCCCAAGAAGAUGCAGCUGUGACCCUGCCCAGUCAGUGCAAUGCUACAGGGCUACAGAGGUCCCCAGAGAGAUUCCCUUUACCACCAGGAGACUCUACAUCAGCCACAGCAAAAUUAAACAACUCCAGUUUACUGACUUUAGGAGAAUGUCAGUCCUUGAAGAGCUGGUCCUGUCAUGCAGUGGCACAGAAUCAAUAGAAAACAACACUUUCAAAGCUCUGAGCACCUUGAAGUCCCUGGAACUCUGUAAAAAUCAGCUAAAGCAAAUACCCAGCUUUCUCCCAUCUGGUCUUGAAAUUUUAAAACUCGCUGAUAACUCCAUCAAUGCUCUGCAUGCAUCUGAUUUUGCAGGUUUGAUGAAGCUAAGGGUGCUCGAUCUUCGGAACAACUUGAUUGCAACUCUGCCUUCGAGUGUAUUUUCUUCCCUUUACAAUUUACAGAGUCUGAUCCUGGAUGGCAACAAUAUGGAAUCUGUGUCUGCACCACUUAGGCUUCCUAGGCUGAUGUAUCUGAGCAUGGCUGAUAAUAAACUGAAUUCAUUCCCAACCAACUUCUUUGCAUCUUUCCAAAGUCUACAUUUUCUCAGCUUAAGUGGUAACUUUCUGACAAAAGUGCCCCUUGACCUACCUAAAUCCCUGCUGUCUCUAAAAUUAGAGAAAAACCAACUUAAAAUUGUGAGACUGCGAGAUGUGAAACACCUAGAAAAUCUGUCUGAGUUCCUUCUGUCAGAAAAUCAGCUGACAUCAAUAGAUGGUACCCAACUUCUUCCUAACUUAACAACACUGGAGCUUUCAAAGAACCAGCUCCACACUCUGCCCCUCAGGCUGCCUGGCAGGCUGCAGAAACUCGACUGCAGCAAUAACCUGAUCCAAAGGGUGACAGCACAGGACUUUCAAGGACUCCAAGACCUGAAGCACUUGUUUCUCGACAACAAUGCUGUCAGCACGUUCGAGGAGGGAGCUCUCCAGCAGUGUGUGCAGCUUUCCAAUCUGGCGCUGGAACAGAAUCUCCUCAGUUCUAUUCCGCUGAGACUUCCAGACACCCUUGCCAGAUUGGAUCUAAAAGGAAACGACAUAGACGAUGUUGGAGAACAAGAGCUGAAGGACUUGAAACAGCUUCAGGUUUUAAAUUUACGGAAUAACAAGAUAUCUCUCUUGGAUCGCAAAGUCUUGGAGUAUUUACCUCGUCUUCGUCAUCUGUACUUAGAUGGAAACCCUUGGAACUGCACCUGUGACCUCCUCAGAACCAGAAGAGCACUGGUGGCCAAAGGCACGGAUGUCCGGGGAGGGCAGUGUGCAGCGCCAGCACAAAGCCGAGGAGAAAGUUGGAUGUCCUCCAAAAAGAUUCUGCAGCAGUGUGAAGAUAAUCUGUCUUCCACGGAAACAGGCAAAGAGGACAGGAAGAAAACGAAACCCAGUGAGGCCUCCAGUGUUGGAGUGAACACAGAUGAUGAUUACUACGAUUAUGAAUUAGAUUGA